Molecule: messenger RNA, 1425 nt
Organism: Penicillium waksmanii
Lineage: Eukaryota; Fungi; Ascomycota; Eurotiomycetes; Eurotiales; Aspergillaceae
Gene: cbf5
Product: pseudouridine synthase CBF5
Exons: 4
Coding region: 1-1425 (474 amino acids)
Biological process (GO): mRNA pseudouridine synthesis; box H/ACA sno(s)RNA 3'-end processing; rRNA pseudouridine synthesis
Cellular component (GO): box H/ACA snoRNP complex
Molecular function (GO): RNA binding; pseudouridine synthase activity
Source: RefSeq, a predicted model, not a curated record
AUGGCCGCCGUCAAUAACCAAGAGAUGGACUACUCCAUCAAGCCUGAGGCGGUUACGCCGACCGUCUCUACGGAAGAUUGGCCUCUUCUGCUCAAGAAUUACGAGAAGUUGCUCGUUCGCACCGGUCACUUCACCCCGAUCCCUGCUGGUGCCUCCCCUCUUAAGCGUGACCUUAAGUCCUACGUCAGCUCUGGUGUCAUCAACCUGGACAAGCCCUCCAACCCCUCCAGUCACGAAGUCGUGGCUUGGAUGAAGCGGAUCCUCAGAUCCGAGAAGACUGGUCACUCCGGUACUCUUGACCCCAAGGUCACUGGCUGUCUGAUCGUCUGCAUUGACCGUGCCACCCGUCUCGUUAAGUCCCAGCAGGGUGCCGGUAAGGAGUACGUUGCUGUCGUCCGCUUCCACGACAAGAUUCCCGGUGGUGAGGCUCAGUUCCGCCGCGCUCUGGAGACCCUCACCGGUGCUCUCUUCCAGCGUCCUCCCCUGAUCUCGGCCGUCAAGCGUCAGCUCCGUAUCCGUACCGUCCACGAGAGCAACCUCUACGAGUUUGACAAUGACCGCCACCUCGGUGUCUUCUGGGUCAGCUGUGAGGCUGGUACCUACAUCCGUACCCUCUGUGUCCACCUGGGUCUUCUGCUCGGUGUUGGCGCUCACAUGCAGGAGCUGCGUCGUGUUCGCUCCGGUGCCAUGAACGAGGAGAGCGGUAUGGUUACUCUGCACGAUGUCAUGGAUGCCCAGUGGGUUUAUGACAACCAGCGUGACGAGUCUUACCUCCGCCGCGUCAUCAAGCCCCUGGAGUCUCUGCUCACCAGCUACAAGCGUAUUGUCGUCAAGGACAGCGCCGUCAACGCUAUCACCUACGGUGCUAAGCUGAUGAUUCCUGGUCUCCUCCGCCACGAGGCUGGUAUCGAGGUUGGCGAGGAGGUCGUCCUCAUGACCACCAAGGGUGAGGCCAUCGCCAUUGGUAUCUCCCAGAUGUCCACCGUCGAGCUCACCACCUGCGACCACGGUGUCGUCGCCAAGGUCAAGCGCUGCAUCAUGGAGCGCGACCUGUACCCCCGCCGCUGGGGUCUGGGCCCCGUCGCCCUUGAGAAGAAGAAGCUCAAGUCCGCCGGCAAGCUGGACAAGUUCGGCCGCGCCAACGAGGAGACCCCCUCCAAGUGGAAGUCCGACUACAAGGACUACAACGCUCCCCUUGAGGACGGCGAGCAGCCCGUCGCUCACAUCCCCGACACUCCCAAGGUUGAGGAGUCCAAGGCUGAGGAGUCUUCCCCUGCCGCUGACGACAGCGAUAAGAAGAAGCGCAAGCACGACGGCGAGACCGCCGAGGAGAAGGCCGAGCGCAAGAAGAAGAAGAAGGAGAAGAAGGAGAAGAAGGAGCGCCGGAAGUCCAAGCAGGCCGAGGACAGCUCUGACAGCGAAUAG